This is a messenger RNA of Cygnus atratus (black swan), 1159 nucleotides long. It is a transcript of the gene CENPL, whose product is annotated as centromere protein L. The record is from RefSeq and is a predicted model, not a curated record. NCBI's taxonomy places the organism in Eukaryota, Metazoa, Chordata, Aves, Anseriformes, Anatidae. The transcript is spliced from 4 exons. The coding region runs from base 50 to 1084 and encodes 344 amino acids.
AGACGGGACGCGCGUUCAAACGGCGCCCGGCGGGGAGCGGCCCGGGGCCAUGGAGCCGGCCGAGGGCGCUGCGCGGACACUGCCUAGCACCGGGCGGGUCUCCGUGGCCGGGAGGAUCUCUGGAGCCGGGCGGCUGUCGCGGGGGCCGCACCUCAGGAAGCUCAGCGGGCAGCUCGGGGUCAGCCCCAGCGGCCGGGCGCUGCCGCCGGGCUCGCAGGAGAACGCGGAUCCGCAGAAAAUAGCGUUUCUUCUGCGCAAGCAGUGGACCCUGUACAGCGUGACCCCUCUGUACAAGUUCUCCAGCGCUCACCUGAAGGACUACGGCCGGCAGCUCGGCGCUUUCAUCGCCGCCGAGAAGCAGAAAGGGCUGGCGGUGGAGGUCGGGGUCGAGCUGGGCAUCAAAGUGGCUGUCUCCAGCCUGCCGGACCUGAAGGGCAACGACCAGGACCAUGCCGCAGUUCUCGUGCAGCUUUCCUUGAAAUCAUCUGCUUCUCAGAAAAAAACAGAAGAGAAACUGAUAUGGUCAGGAUGGUUCUGCUGUGUGGCUGGAGAUGAUCUUUCAUUGAGUGUGCUGGAGGACUUCACGUGUUUACCUUUGUUUCUUGCUAAUGGGGCAGAGAGUUACACAUCCCUUGUUGGAAGCUGGUUUCAGAAGACUUUUGACUGCUGCUUCCGUCGCUUAGUCAUCAGCCCUCUCAUUCUCACUUGGAUGGCAGCAUUGUGGACUGGAUACAAAGUGGACAAAACUUCAUCUGCCAUGGAACUCGUUUUCUCUGUCCCCUGUCUGCCCCAGCCUCUGGAUAUUUCAUAUGCCAUUCACACAGAGGAUGCAAAAGCUCUGUGGGACACUGUCCAAAAAACUCCAGGAGAGAUCACUCAAGAAGAGGUGGAUGUCUUUAUGGACUGCCUUUACUCUCACUUCCACAGACACUUUAAGAUUCACUUGUCAGCUACAAAACUGGUCAAAGUUUCUACAGGAAUUGCCUCGGCACACUGUGAUGGGAUUAUAAAGUUUCUACAAAGCCAGUACAUUAUUAGAGUGCUGAUGCUACUGACAGAACUGGCAAUCGCUCAGAUACAGUGAGACUCAAUUCAGCAAAUCUUCACGCUAUGAAGGCUUACAGUUGGAAGACGGAAGCUGAGGAACCUAUUGGAAACU